CAUCAACCCCAGCAAAACAACAAAACAGCACAUCCACAAUGGCCCUCCCUCCCUCCCACCAGUGCUGCACCCUCGCCCCCGCCCAGGCCGAGUACACCCCCAAGGGCGAGUACGCCGACUUCAACGGCCUCAAGACGUACUGGACUGGCCCCACCGACACUGGUAAAGCAGUCCUCUACGUGUACGAUGUGUUCGGCUUCAGCCCGCAAGCGUUGCAAGGCGCCGACCUUCUCGCGUCGGCUGGCUACCGCGUCGCCAUCCCCGACUUCCUCCAGGGCAACUACGCUACCCCCGAGAUGUUCUCCGGCACCCCCGAGGGCAACGCUGCGCGCGCCAAGCUGUUCGGCGGCUUCCCCGGCGUCCCUACGAGCCAGAGCGAGCAGAUCGGCAAGGCGCUCGACGGCCUCAAGGCCCAGGGCUACGCCAAGGUCGGCGCCUCUGGCUUCUGCUGGGGCUGGAAGGCGAUCGUGUCUGCUGAGAAGGUCAACGAGUUUGACGCCAUUUCGGCGGCCCACCCUUCGUUCAUCGACGUUGCCGACGCCGAGAAGAUCAAGGGCACCCCCGUCCUCCUCCUCCCCUCGGGGGGCGAGGACAAGGCCACUGUCGACGGCCUGUACGCCGCCCUCGAGAAGGCCAACCCCGGCAACAACUUUAUCAAGUGGUACCCCGACGACGUGCACGGCUUUGCUGCCGCGCGCGCCGACCUCAAGGACGACAAGCAGCGCGGGGCGUUCCACGACGCCUUCGUCCAGUUCACCAACUUCUUCAAGGCCAAGCUUUAAGCGGGCGGGAGUAACGGUGUAUAUAGAGCUCGCUUGUAGGCGAUCGUAUGAAGGGAGCCGGUGAUUGGAGU
This is a messenger RNA of Vanrija pseudolonga, 853 nucleotides long. Its product is annotated as putative AIM2 family protein. Bases 39 to 782 code for a protein of 247 amino acids. Gene Ontology annotation, molecular function: hydrolase activity. Lineage: Eukaryota; Fungi; Basidiomycota; Tremellomycetes; Trichosporonales; Trichosporonaceae. The transcript is spliced from 4 exons. The record is from RefSeq and is a predicted model, not a curated record.